UAGAAGAUUGUCACAAUGACACUAUCGUGAUAUGCGUAAUCGCGAUACGACGCGACGCUUCGGACUUUCUCGGGUUUUGUCGUGAUUUGCGUGACUUCGUCAAAGUAGUCGUCUCUUGGCUUCCGCGAUAGAUUCACCAUUCUUGCGUACGACACAGCCAACAUCUUCAAUUCACUAAUAACGUUGAUUCAAUCAAAAAAUCGAUUCCUAAUGUAAUCCUGUAUCAUUAACAUUCUUAAAACUACAAAUUAUAUUUACUUUACAUCUGUGAAAUAUAAUUAAUAAUCAAUAUUUCAUAGCACGAGUGAUUUGUCAUUUUGACGAUUAAAUUAGUAAUAAUAAUUCAUUCUUCCUGAGUUACAUGUGAAGAUGAUCUAAGUGCAUAAAACGGAAUCAUAUCAAAUUGGAAAUUUAUACCAGAAGCUAAGGAUAAUUACUUUCUAGAUAUUUUAUUAUUAUUACAUAAAUAUUUUUUGGCACAUAAGAGCAAACUUCCUUCAGAAAGACAUCGCAAUAAACGAUUGCGAUAUAUUGGAGUUAUCUACCCGAAGUUUCCUCAGUUGGAGUAAAUGCGUUCCGUUUUCAAUUUCGAGAACGAGAUAUCUCUUUGGUAUAUCUUAAGACAUUUAGUUUUGUAAAAAGAUGUCUUCAGAGAGUACUUCGGAUCUAACAAAGUGGGCUCCAGAAAUCCCCACUGUCCAGGAAAUUAGUCAAUCUAUGCAGAAUUUUGGCGUGCCUGAUUACACUGUAUUCACUGGGAUGUUGAUAAUAUGCGGCAUUGUUGGUAUUUACUUUGGCUUCGUAAAGAAGUCCUCAGGUGAAGACGAGUAUCUGGUUGGUGGGCGGAACAUGAAAACAUUUCCAGUCAGCCUCAGUUUGCUAGCCAGUUUUAUAUCAGGUAUCUCGUUAUUGGGUACACCGACGGAGAUAUACGUACAUGGCAUAAGUUAUCUGUAUAUUUGCUGUGCGAUCAUCUUUGUCAGUCUUGUCACGUACAUCGUGUAUUUACCAGUUUUUCAUGAGCUUAAACUCACAAGCACUUAUGAAUACCUCGAAAAACGUUUUGAUAAAAGGAUAAGAUUGCUAGGUUCUGUCCUGUUUGCUAUCAGUAUCAUUACUUGGCUUCCAAUUGUCAUCUAUGUACCCGCUUUGGCUUUUAAUCAAGUCACCGGAGUAAAUGUACAUAUAGUUACACCAUUUGUAUGCAUUGUUUGCAUAUUCUACACCUGUGUGGGUGGUCUCAAGGCUGUAGUAUGGACAGAUUUCUUUCAGACUUUUAUUAUGUUCGGUUCCAUGUUGUUAAUUAUAAUCAAGGGCACAGCCGACAUUGGUGGAUUGUCGCUAGUAAUUCGAAGAAAUCUGGAUUCCGGAAGAAUUGAAUUUCCUACGACAGAUUGGAGUCCUUCGGCGAGGCAUUCAAUUUGGGCGCUUACUAUAGGAGGUUUCAUACAUUGGAUACAAAUCACAGCCAUUAAUCAAAAUAUGAUUCAACGAUAUUUAUCUCUUCCUACUUUGCAAUCAGCUAGAAGAGCACUCUGGAUUUUUAUGGUCGGUGUUACACUGUUGAUUUGUCUAUGUGGAUAUGCUGGUAUGCUGAUUUAUGCUUGGUAUCAUGAAUGCGAUCCACUUACGACCAAGCUGGCACGUGCUAAGGAUCAACUAUUACCGUUGUUAGUUAUGAACGUUUUAGGAGAAUUUCCAGGACUUCCUGGUCUCUUUGUGGCUGGUGUAUUUAGCGCUGCACUUAGAUUGCACGCGUCGCAUCGCGUCUUGCAUCUCCUGCGCCUACAAGUUUCCGCAAGCGCGAAUCUCUACACAAGCAGCGCGACACGCGAAAGUUCAUUAUCAACCGGUCUAAAUUCCAUGGCAGCUGUGGUACUGGAGGACUUUGUUAAGCCCUUUACAAAGACUCCUUUUACACGUAGAGGCGCUGAUAUUUUUAUGAAGCUCACGGUUGUCGUUUUAGGAGCAAUUUGCGUUGCUCUCGUUUUCGUCGUCGAGCAGGCGGGUACUCAUAUGUUACAGUUGUCCAUAACUCUUGGCUCCAUUACAAAUGGACCAUCCUUUGGUAUUUUCAAUAUGGGAAUAUUAUUACCAUGGAUUAAUGGCAAAGGUGCUUUAAUCGGAGGAAUAGUAGGUUUGGGUUUCAUGGGUUGGCUUGGUCUUUCCGCCGAAGCAGCUAUUACCAGUGGAAAAAUCAAGUUCGAUAUGAAACCCGUUACCACAGAGGGAUGCACUUAUUCAUUCUCACAAGUAGAGAAUUUAUUGUUAUCUGUUCCACCAGAUUCAAUUUUGGAUGAUGUUGAAGAGACAUCAUGGGCAUUAUACCGUAUCAGUUAUCUUUGGUAUACCAUGGCUGGUGCUUUAGUGACCAUGGGUGUUGGUCUUAUCGUAACUCUGAUUACCUCUGAAGACAUUGAAAAAUUAGAUCCAAUGCUUGUAGCACCGUUUGUAAGAAAAUACCUAAAAACUUCAAGAAAAGAUAUUGCGCUCGAAGAACUUCAACAAAUUAAGGUUUCAAAAUUGAAUGAAAAAGUGGAGACUACUAUCAAUGAGGAUGAUAAAUUGUUAUCAGAAGCAACUUCAACAUGAUGUAAUAAGUAGCAAUUAAUAUAAAUUUUAAUCUUUAAUUCUUGGAAUUUGUUAAAAAUAGUUUCAAUUUUGUAAUUCAAUAAUAUUGAUUUAUACAGGGUGUUCCAUUUUUAAAAACGGAUCUUGAUAAUUCUUC
Messenger RNA from Solenopsis invicta (red fire ant), 2728 nucleotides. Its product is annotated as sodium-coupled monocarboxylate transporter 1. Gene Ontology annotation, biological process: transmembrane transport; sodium ion transport. Gene Ontology annotation, molecular function: symporter activity. Gene Ontology annotation, cellular component: membrane. The record is from RefSeq and is a predicted model, not a curated record. Bases 643 to 2592 code for a protein of 649 amino acids. The transcript has 17 exons. NCBI's taxonomy places the organism in Eukaryota, Metazoa, Arthropoda, Insecta, Hymenoptera, Formicidae.